UUGACACAGUGAAGGGGUGGGGACGCAGGGUGGGGUCAGCAGCAGGGAGAGGCGGAGGAGAGACUCACAGCUCGAGCCCAACCCUGAAACACGGCAACAAACACUCUCACACACACUGAAAGACGGCCGGGGCGACGGAAACAGGGUUUAUUUCUCGACGCCGGGGAUAUGAUUUCUGUGAACCACAGAGGCAACCAGCGCACCUUUGUCCUUAAAAUCUGAGGUGGACAAACUGACAUCGAGAUCACUGUUAUUCAAAUAUCACCCCGCCCGACCGACCCCCCUCCACUCCACCCCUUCACCGCCGCUUAGCUACCGAGAUGCACACGGAGACUCGGAACAAAAAAUGUCAAACGAGUCCGAAGAAAUCCACUGCAGCCACCUCUGAGCCUGUUGAAGAGAUGCCAUCCAUACAGAUCAAGCCAGAGCCAGAGGAGGUGGCGUGUGUGGUGAAAGAGGAGCCUUUAGACGAUUGUCCCGAGCCCACGAACCUCGCAAUCAAAUCCUCGCCCCCUCCGCUGUGCGCCAUCAGCAUUCAACCCGCCGAUGACGACCAGACGGAACCCGUUGACCUGUCUCUCAACAAGCCCCGCCCAUCCCUUCCCGUCGCCACGGCAACCUCCACCUCCGCAAACCUGCCGGCCCAUACCAUCACGGCCAGCGCCACCAUCCCGACGGUGUUGACGCAGGGAUCCAUCCUAGCGUCUACGCAAGGGAUCGGGGGUCAACAGAUCUUGCACGUCAUCCACACCAUACCCUCCGUGACCAUGCCCAGUAAAGUCGGACAGCUUCAAACUAUCCCCGUGGUGGUCCAGUCCUUACCGGUGGUCUACACGACCUUACCCACAGACGGAAUGGCCACCGCCGCCAUCACCGUGCCUCUCAUUGGGAGCGACGGGCGGUCGGAGGGAUCAGUGCGUAUAAAGCCAGGUUCAACCUCUCCAGUCGAGUAUCAGUCUGACAGUGAUGCAGAGAGCGGCACAGAGUCUGUAUCUGCCUCUCUUAGCGUGCAAGGGAUGGAAACCAGUAUAAAUACAGAUGUGGACAUCCAUGUCGACCCCGACUCUCCAGACAUGAAAAGAAGGCGCGUGCACAUGUGCGAUUACGAUGGCUGCAACAAAGUUUACACCAAGAGCUCGCAUCUGAAAGCCCAUCGGAGGAUACACACAGGUGAAAAGCCAUACCAGUGCACUUGGGAAGGUUGCACAUGGCGCUUCGCCCGUUCGGAUGAGCUGACGCGGCACUAUCGCAAGCACACCGGCAUCAAACCCUUCCGAUGCACCGACUGCGACCGAAGCUUUUCCCGCUCCGACCACCUGGCGCUUCAUCGACGGCGUCACGUCAUGAUGUGAAACUCGCUUCGAACUUCCCUCCCCAGCCCUCACCUCCACAUCUGCUCCUCAGGAGACACACACACCAGUUUUGGGGGGUCCCGAGAGUCCCGAUGAUACAGACAUACACAUGGAAGGGGUGACACAAUCAUACUGGUCACCCCUCCCGGUCAGAACAUGGCCACCGUUUUUUGCCAUGCUUCCGAAAGCCACAAUCCCACCCGUCCACAGUUGACCUCCGUCGCCAUUUUAAUGCCUGGUCAUUAGCAGUUACUUGAAGGAACUAGAAAUAAAGGCAAACUGCAAGCAGUACUGCUUUAAGCAGAACGUGAUGACUGGGGAAGGUACCUCUUAUUGAGAAUGGAUAUGAUUGGAGCUUAAAAUCGAUAGAGGAAAUGAGUUUAUGUGAGACGAUAAAGGAAUACAGGUUUUUUAGUCAUGUAAUAAAUGUGUUUAUUUUAAUGAGAAGUUUAGGUUGGAGAUGCAUCUACAGCUGCCUUGUUGAAUUCUUACCUUUUAUUGUUUUGUUGUCCUACAUGCAUUUAAAGUCUGUAUGUUGUCGAGAGUGGAUGGAAGUUGGUAUAAAGCAUUUUGUGAAGUCAGCUGAAAAUGUACCGUGCCCUGUUGUAGUGUAUUACUAUUAUGAUUAUUAUUAUUAUUAGUUUUAACAGAUCAGCUUGGGUGCGUACUGUCUUUUUCUUGUAUCUACCCUAACCCAGGUGAGACGUAGAGGAAGAGGGCUGACACAACUGUGAAUUUUUGUACAUUUUUUUUCUGGAUAGUAUCUGUUGUCUAACAUCCUCCCAAAAAAUUAAGUGCAAAAACAGUAUUUGUGUUCUUUCAAAAGUCACUUUGUUCUCGUGGAUUAUGGCACCUAACAGAAUUAACACCCAUUCUUUAUCUAAUCAUCAAAUAUUAUUAUUUUAUAAGGCUGUGAGCAUUUUCUUUUAAAAAAAGAGACAAAUCGCAGGGAAAGGUGAGCUUAAUAAUUUAGUGUGUAUGUGUACGAGUGUCUGUGCGCGUGUGUUUGCAUACAAGCACACUUGUUUGCCUAUUCGUUUAAAAUACAUAAUCAGAGUUAUAAUAGUGGAGGUGGCACAUGUCGUUACUUCUAGCCCAUCAGAGCCUUAAUUGAAGUAAAUGUGCAAACCUGAUUUGCACAAGAGGUUUUAGGGGUUCCUCUGGGGUUUGUACUGGGACCUCACCUGGUUUUAUGAGGCACUCUGAAAAUCCAUAUUUGCACCUAGUUAACACGGUAACAAAACAUGUCUUUAUCAGCUCCUGCCCUGGGUUCACUUAAUUAUGCAAAAACCCCCCCUUAAUGUUGUUGAUGCUGUUUGCUGUGGAUGUCCAGACUUAGAGGAGACGGCUCUCUUGGAUGCGUUAUAUCUUCUCUUAAGCGAGCCCUCAUAGCCAUGGUCAUAAUUUCAAUCGCUAGCAGCUGAUAACAAGUGCGCGUUAUGAGAAGCAACGCUUGAUUCCAGCCUUUGAGAAUUAAGUGCAUGUGUGCAAAAGCUGCAAAAAAGUCUUUUGUCCGGAAAGCAAUGCAAUCUUCCGAUUUUCUAUCAUUCUCUCGCUUCAACUCUAAAAUGUUACUAAGCACAUCUUUCUAGAAGAGUAUAUGCAUUUAAUUGCGAUCCUUUCUUUUUUUAAACUGUUCAUAGACAUACAGACAAUUAAUGAAUAAUGAAAGAAUUCAUGUAUAUAAUGUAUAUAAUCUACAAAGUUCUGAAAAAUGUAACGGGUGGAUUUCUAUUUUUUAACACUGACUAGAUAAUGUGAAAUACCCUUCCUUUCUGUUGUUUUUUUCUUCUUUUUUUUAAAUCCCUUUGUGUUGUACAUCCCUAAUGUGUUGCAUGGAGAGUAGACUUUUCUUUGUGAAGUUGGUGAGCAUGUCGAAGCGUUGGUGCCCUGACUUUGGUGUCGUGGCCUGUAAGCACUGAUAAUCCACAUGAAAUUCAUGACAUUUGACAUUGCAUGUGCAACCAUGGCCAUCCGUUGCACCUGCGCGUUCUGUUUCUUUACAUUUCUUAUUUCAUGCUGUUAACUCUUUCAGUCCCAAAAAAUAUACUUUCAUAUCUCUGGUAUUUAUUACUCCUAGAUGAACUAGAGCUCAGUGUUUAAGUGCCCACGACUGAAAUGUGUGACGGCCUCGUCUAUAUGAGCAUGUUUGCUUACAUCACUUGUACCUGAUUUUAAAAAGUGUGAUCUUAUGCUCGAACCACGGCAGGGUUUGGGUUUCGUGUGACUGUAUGUGUGCAAAUGUGGUUAUCAUUAAUUUUUUCUUGAGAACUUUCAGAAUCAUAGGUAUUUUAUAUUGAAUGCAGUAACUUAUGGGCCAGUACUAUAUUACUCAGUGCAAUGCAGUUAUCAUUAUAACAAGACGACAAGUUAUUAAUGUUAUUUCUUUUGUAUUUGUACAGAACAAGUGUGUAAAGAUCAGCGAGGAAAACGCGCGCUUUUUGAUACUGUGAGAAAUGGUGUUAAAAGUCAGUUUCCCCUGUACAGUUGUGAUUGCCCACUCCUUUUAUAGAAUAAACUGUUUUUGGUGCAAAAUGUU
Messenger RNA from Misgurnus anguillicaudatus (oriental weatherfish), 3891 nucleotides. It is a transcript of the gene klf8, whose product is annotated as Kruppel like factor 8. Lineage: Eukaryota; Metazoa; Chordata; Actinopteri; Cypriniformes; Cobitidae. The record is from RefSeq and is a predicted model, not a curated record. Gene Ontology annotation, biological process: regulation of transcription by RNA polymerase II. Gene Ontology annotation, molecular function: RNA polymerase II cis-regulatory region sequence-specific DNA binding; DNA-binding transcription factor activity, RNA polymerase II-specific.